Molecule: messenger RNA, 8804 nt
Organism: Girardinichthys multiradiatus
Lineage: Eukaryota; Metazoa; Chordata; Actinopteri; Cyprinodontiformes; Goodeidae
Gene: dpf1
Product: double PHD fingers 1
Exons: 11
Coding region: 463-1662 (399 amino acids)
Biological process (GO): nervous system development
Cellular component (GO): nBAF complex
Source: RefSeq, a predicted model, not a curated record
CAGAUUUUUCACACAUCUAAAUCUGCAGCGAGCUUCCUUUGUGUAAAAAAUCAAUCAGUCAGUCUUGCUCUUUGGCGACGGCACCAGAAAAAAAAAAAAAACAAGUGAAAAAAAUUGAACAAAUCGCUACCAGCAGCUACUCUGCAAUAUUUUUGCGAGGCCGCUUUUGGCUCUGCACUGUAACUCAGUGUGUGUGUGGUAUUGUGUGUCCUGUAUCUACAGUCUGUGUAGCUGAGUGACCUUGAUGUCUGCACUCAGCGGGAAGACACUGGAGACGAGUGAUUAACAGGAAAAAGGAAAAAAAGAGACAGAAGUGCGAAGAAUGAUGAAAUAAAAUACAAAAAAGGAAAGAAGCAUAGAGAGUUCGAGUGUGAAAGUUAAACAUGGAAAGAGAUGUUGCAAGGUGAAAAAAAAACGAGUGAAGAAAAAAAGUGAAGGCGAAGUGUUGGAAAGCUAAACAAAAUGUGGAGAAAAUUGGGGUGGGGUGAACGAAUGACUCACCACACAUCUGUUGUUUUUUUUUCUUCUUCUUCUACUGCUUCCCCCUGCAGGCAAUCUGGAGGUGCAGUCAUCAAGAACAGUCUUGGAGAGGAGUUUUAUAAGGAGGCCAUUGAACACUGUCGCAGCUACAAUGCCCGUCUGUGUGCGGAGCGCUCCAUGCGGCUCCCCUUCCUGGACUCCCAGACCGGCGUGGCCCAGAGCAACUGCUAUAUCUGGAUGGAGAAGAACCAUCGUGGACCAGGUCAUGCUCCUGGCCAGUUGUACACGUACCCUGCUCGGUGCUGGCGCAAGAAGAGACGGCUAAACAUCUUGGAGGACCCAAGGCUUCUACCUAUCGAGUUCAAAAUUGACUAUGAGACUUCCCUAAAGAAGGAGGGGGGCAUCCCAGACGGCCCUGUGCUGGAGUCACUGCUUGCUGGGGAAACGCUGGACAAGAAGGUGGAAACUAAGGAAGAGGAGCCAAUGAGUGAAUGUCAGCUGCUUGUUGGGGAUUUUCCUCAUGAGCUGGAGGUGGAGGACAUGGAGGAAGACGUACCGAAGCGCAAGAACCGUACCAAAGCACGGGCCUAUGGUGUCGGAGGAAUGAGGAAAAGACAAGAGCUUCCUGCCAUUGAAGACAGAGAUAAGCCUUACGUCUGUGACAUCUGUGGCAAGCGAUAUAAGAACCGUCCAGGGCUGAGUUACCAUUACACUCACACACACCUGGCAGAUGAGGAGGGCGAAGAGGACUCAGAGCGACACACACUUCCCUUUCAACGCAAGAGCAACCACAAGCCUAAGAAAGCACCGGAUGGCUCGGUGAUCGCCAAUGGCUACUGCGACUUUUGCCUCGGAGGCUCAAAGAAGACAGGUUGUCCCGAAGACCUUAUCUCCUGUGCGGACUGUGGACGCUCAGGCCACCCGUCCUGCCUGCAGUUCACAGUGAACAUGACGGCUGCGGUGAGGACUUAUCGCUGGCAGUGCAUCGAGUGCAAGUCCUGCAGCCUGUGUGGCACCUCUGAGAAUGACGACCAGCUGUUAUUCUGUGACGAUUGCGACAGAGGCUACCACAUGUACUGUCUGAGCCCUCCCAUGUCUGAACCACCAGAGGGGAGCUGGAGCUGUCAUCUGUGUUUGAGACAACUGAAGGAGAAGGCCUCAGCUUACAUCACCCUAACUUAAUCUCCAGAGCUUGUCCUCAUGGCCCCUCGCCCUCUCCCAAACCACCUCUCUGUCACACCUCCCAUGUUCUUCGGCACCUCCACUUCUCCCCUUAUACUGAUCUUCUUGUCAGCGCUCUUUCCACAGUCUGUCCCUGUGACCUUUGGUGCGUACAGAUUACCCACAGUGCUGCGCCUGCUCUCGAACGUCUCUCCAGCGGCGAGCCAGACUCUGUCCUCUUUUGUACCUGGAAUUCCCUUUUGUGCUUGACCCUAACUUGAGCCUCGCCCUCCUUCGUCUCAGCAGAGGAAUUCAUCAGCCGGCAAUAAGUUUGCCAGCAAGACACACACUUCAGCCCGCCAAGGGCACUUCUGAGGCAUAAUACUCCAAAGGAACCCUCAUAAGGGCACUCGGAUGAGCCCUAAUGAUCUUCAGCUGUGACUCUGUGAAGCAGUGAGUAAAAAAUAAUAAGAUGGUGACAUGUUCGAGAGAGGACAAGCCAGUGGAGAACCAUGGAGCAGUGUGUCUCAGUGUUUUCCCAACUGUGAAAUGUACAUUCAACCAAAAUGUUAUUUUCUUCUCUCUGUCCUCCUUUGUGUAUGGCAGAGCUGCAGAGAUGCUGAACUCCCCUCUGGUAUUUGUCUGGGUGUCUCUUUCAACGAGGGAGUGAAUUGUACAGAAUUAAAACUGAUUUUUGAACUAGAAACUAAUGAAAAGACUUGGCUCAGUGGUAAAUAAGGAGCAUCUGGUGAGGAACUCAGACCAUCUUUGACCUCAACCCUUUUUCUCUCCAUGCAUGGGGUUCCCACAAUUUAAUGGUGCAUUUUGGAGAUGAACACUGAAGGUUUUUAGUGCAUGGCUAUGGCUCCUGGAUAAAAGGAGAGGAGGAUUUUUUUCUCAAAACAGAUCAAGCUUUUUAUUUGAAAAAUAACAGUUUCGGCUUAGCAUCUCUCGCAAGCCUUUACCUGACUUGCAUUCAACCUGUCCUCCCACGAGUCCGUGACUGUAAAGCCAGUGCAAGACUGUAACACCUCUGGUGCUUGGUGUGUGUUGUCUAUGAUUUCAGAAUGUAGGACUGGUGUGUGGAUAAUGCAGAUCUCAUGCCCAGGCCUGAAAACAUAUUUUCUAUGAUUCAUUAUUUAUGUGUUCAUUUGCAUGUUGUUAUUUUCAUUCUUUUAAAAAAAACUUUUAAUUGAAAUGAAAAAGAAAGCACACUUAAUUCGCAAUAAUGUGUUUGUGAUACGAACUCUGUAGCCACCCUUUGUGAGUUUAAAGCUCUGUUUGUGCCUGUGUAUGUUUGUGAGUUUCUUUGAGCAGUACAGAGACGGUGGCCAGUUAAAUAUGAGUUUGAUCUGUGAAGAAGACAAAUAGCAGGCAGGUGAACUGAGGAUUUAACCAUAUAGGCAGGCUGGCUGAGCUACAAGUCCCACUGAAAGUCUUCGAUCUCAACUCCCUGGUAAAAAAAUACCCAUAAUGUGUUAAAUGAACAGUUUGAAAAUUCCGAUCUUACUGUGCAGCAUUUUACAAUGUCUCUGCUUUGAUUAUCCACUGUAAACAUAGGCAACUUCCUUCUCACAGCCAUAUCCUCUAUUUAAUUUUAAAGCUUUAAAGGUCAGAGCAGCCUAAUUGUGUUUAUUUAAGACAUAGCAAGACAAGCUACGUUCCAAAGCUACAUAACAUGUUUAGAAAUCUGUCCCAGAAAGCAGUCCUGGUAGGGAACUAUUGAUAUUACCUCGAACCUUCAGUUUCAAGCUUUGUGAAGGGAAGGUGCUAUGAAUUUUGGACUCAAUGAAUAUUCCCAGUAUAAUUUUUCAGUCAUCCCAGAUUAAGCUCCUAUACUGUUUAUAUUUUCUGCAAACUUUAACUGUAAGAGUCUUUAAAUGAACAACUUCGGCUUUCAACAUUUAGCAACGACAGAAGGAGUACACUAAAUCUUCCAAUCAAAGUUAUAUUUCUUUAUAAUACAUGCGAAUUGUUAACCGGUUUUAUGUUUAAAAGAAACAAGGCAUGUAGCUGUGUUUGCAAUUCUCUUUUGGGCCACAUUGCAAUAGCUUUAUUUUUUUACAUCUGCUAUUUUUCCAUUUUUCUUUUGAAUUUUGGGAUGAUUUGGAUUUUGUUUUAAAGUGUAACUGCUUUAAAAGAUUUAUGAGUUAUGUCUGUAGAGCACUUCCAUUUCCACAAUUCCUAAUUUAAGAUCCUUUUCAUCUCUCACCCUCAACAAAAGCAUUGAAGCAAGGAAAUCUGCAUUUGUGCGCAAAGAUAUAACUGUGCCAUCUUUCUCAGUUUGGCGUGAACUUAAUUUAGACAAACUAAUUUUAGAUCCUUGUUAUUUUAUUUAUUUUUUUAUUAUAUCGGUAUUUGCAGACCUGUCCUGACAUGUUGUAGAUAGUACAAAUUUUCUUAUUCUUAUUCAUUUUUCUUUAAAUGAGUUCUCAGUUUUUGUGCUUCCUCUCACCUUAUUUUUAAACACUUCACUCAUACUGAAAAUGGGUGACAUAGAGUGUACGUCCCUUAAUAACUUAAUAACUUCAACACUGAAGACUGUUGUUGUCAUUAGGAGUUGGUAGGGCUUGGAUGCGGUGCAUUCACAGAUUGGGAAAAGAUUGGAUUUUUAAAAUUCCAAAGAUCUGAACACUGGUGAGGGCCAGUUAAGCUAUAAGUUGACAGAUUUGUCAAAAGACAAUUAAUGGACUGAAUUUAUAAAAUGUAUUUUUUGUCUGUUUAAAGCAGCAACAUUGACAGUAGCCUAUUGAGGAUGAGCGACCCCCACCAAAUCGAUUUAACCUAAACAGAAUCGCAGCUGAAACGUAUAUGACAAACAGCCACGGGGACUUUAAGGGUUCAGGUUAAUUAGGUUUCGAGGUAUGAAGGUUCAGGGUGACAUAAUGGAAACAAGCUUGAGGUGGAGAGGUGAAUACUUUGAUAUUUUCUAUCACGGAUAGCUUAGCUAUAUAAUUAAGAUGUAUUCUUUAAACCUGUUCAUUUUCCCUCUUUACAAAGUAACAAAACACAAACAGAAAAAUAGACAAACCUGACACACUACAUGGUCACCACUUAGUACACCUACUUUUUCUGGCAAUACUCACAGCAGUAAACAGUAAACAACUUCUGUUGCCACCUAAGAAUCUAAACAAAUGCAGCUCUUAUAGUACUGCUCUGUGGAGUUUAAGGCAAGCUUGGUAUUAUUAUGCUUCUUAAAAAGACUUCAGUCCAGGAUACUGGAAGAACUAUUCUGGACCACUUGUUGGCUGUAGCUUCAUGGAUUGUUUUCCAGAGCUGUGAUGUACCAGUGUAGCGGUUAGAUAGAAACAGCCAGGCCUCUUGUGAAUGACUGUUUCACUUGCCACACUAGCUGUGUAAUUUCAGCUGUGGGAAGGUAGAUCAAGUGAAGAAGGUAGAAAGUUAUUACAAGCGUGUACAAAUGCAAUUUAGCAAGCCCUUGAUUUAAACCUGUGUAUAUGAAUUAAUACAGUAUUACAGUUGGCUAUGAUGUUAUCUAGCUGCUCAGGGCCAUCUGCUGGCAGGUUGAUGUUGGUGAGAACAGAUUAGCAUAGAUCCCCAUUCACUGAAUGAGUGAAGAAACGUGUAAAGAUAUGCACAGGAAGUCUAUGGAAGUCUAUGGUCAUGCCGAUUUGUGGCAAGUAUUUAAAGGUUUGAGGCAUCACUUUCAGUUUCAAGCUAGCUAAACAUAUAUCUAAGUUUUUUCCAUCCAAGAGUUUUCAGAAACAUUCAGCUUUGGUUAAAAAAAAUGUAAAUGGAAAUAAGAUUUUCCACCAUAAAGCGUAAAAAACAUUUUAACCAGGUUUUGGGUGCUAUUGGGAAAUACUUUUUUCCAUAAAUUCUAAUGUCAGUCAGUAGUCUUAGUAAUGCAGAAAUUUGUGUUUUACUACAGUUUCUAAGGCAAAUUAAUUCUGUCGAUGUACUUAUUCAUUUUUAUGUCAGCACACCUAAGGUAGCAUCUAAGCAUAAUGUCAAUAGUUACUAGAUUCAUUCACCUAUGCUGCUUUCACUCUCUUUCCUGUAUUGCCAUUUAUGCUGGAGUAUUGGAAAAUACAGAUUUCAUUGGUCUAAAUGUUAGGAAAAAAGGGGAGGUUUGUGGAAUGUCAAGCAAUGUCAUGUAUUUGAAGUAUCUAUCACACAUCUGAUGAACUCCUUUUCUGAACAGUGCAUGUGAAUAAGGAUCAAAAGUGUUGCAUUCACAGUGUUCUGCUGUGUCACAACAGGGUAUGGCUACUUUUGCCAGGAUGUCACGAUCUAAUUUUUUUAAUAUAUAUUUAAGUGAACAGACCAUCUGGGAAUUAAAUUUUAAUGUUUUAUGAGUACCUCCAGGUGAUCUGAGUUGCAGUUGUUCCAGUUCUGUAGCAUUUGCACAUGCAUACUGCAUACAUGGAAUGUUUUAACAUGUCCUAAAAAUCUAUGUUAGCCUGGCUUAUGUGGUGAUCAAACUAUAUGCUCAGUGUCAAAUGCUGAUGGUAUGUUAUUUUCCUAAGGCAUUGUAUCUUCCUCUGACAUUGAAACAACGGCAGAUACGCAAUAGUGUGGCCUGGAUAUAACAUUCACAUACCUCACAGAAGUAUUACAUUUUGGGUUAGUGGGCCACAUUAACUAGGGCUGCACAUAAUUAGGAGAUCAUGUAUCUAUAAUAUUAUUGUUGAAUUCUACAAUGACAACAUCAGAUAUAUUUAUAGAGAUUUUUGCUGCCCCUCUCUUCUUUAUUGUUCAUAACAAUCACUCUCUGAUGUCUUUAACAUCUUGGACCCUAUGAUUUGUGUCAGGUGAGAGGCAUCCACAGCAUUGAAGCUCCAUCCCACAGGCUGAGUGUACUACUGGAAUUUAUGUCGCAUGGAAUAUAAUGGUCAUCAAAUUUGGCUAUUUUAGCUGUCCUUCCUGAUGUAAAUAGUGUACACACUGACACUGAAAUGACAAUAUAUUUCAAAUAUAUUGGGCAGCCCUGAAAUUGGCCAAAAUAUGCUGCAAUGUUAUCCUCAUUUUGCUCAAAACAGUAUCGUUUAUCAUAUUGGCCUCAGUAUGUUAGCACAUUGUUUUUUUGCUGUCUGCAAUUUCAACCCAUUGUUUUUAUCUAUAACCAGUUUGACUGGAUUUAAUAAAGCCACUUUAAUGGUCACACUUGAUGGGAAACGUGCUGAGUAAGAAAGAUCCACUCAGCAUUUCCAAAUCACUUGCUACAACAGAGUAGAACUCAAUUGAAUUUGGUUAAACAUCUCAUUUAAAUCAUGUCCUCAAUGGAAGAUGAGAAAUCAGUCAGUUUGUGCGAGUUUACCUAAACUGUAACCGUUCAGGCUGCCUGAUAGAAAAGGACUGCAGGUGAACGAGCUGUGACACUACCUCCGCUCAGAGUAACUCCAAGCGUGCAUGAAUGACACAUGAAAUGCUCAAGCUUGUUUUUUCAGUUACAAAACUUAACCUUACUUUCAUUAUCAUUAUGUUUGAAGUUUUUUUCUUUUGUUUUGUUGCACAUUACACAGUGUGGCUACAUUUGGAUCCUGAGUGUGUUUUUUGUGUGCAAUUGGGAACCCUAGCCCUAGCUCUACUUCUAAAGAAACGUUGAAAAUGCAAAAUGAACCAAAACAGUAUUUUUUUUAAAAGCAGGUUUCUAAGAGGAGCUAGUUGCAUGGCACACUAAGUGAUGCUGGUCAUUUCAUCCCUUUGCCAUUUUGUGCUUUUCCAAUUUUAAAUUAGUACCCAAUAAAGGUUCUGUUUGCCAGAAGACCUACAUACAGACCACAUAUCAGUUCGUACCCAUACUGGGGGCAUUCUGUACCCACCAUGACACCUGAUUAAAAGUAAUAUUCUGUAAUCCAAUAAUAGUUUACCAUAAGAAAAUGUAAAUAAAUGACCUCAGUAUUAUCAGCAGAAAGUCACUCAUAGUUAAUCUGCUGUUAUUAGGGUUCAUAAUCUGUCUGUGCAAUAAAAUUGUUUAGAAUAAUAUAGAAUUUAAUGAAAUUAUAAUUAAUAUUUGAGCAUUUUACAAUUAUUUAUCUUCAUAAUUCUUAAAAAACAAAAACGUAUCUUCCAAGCCAAAUUAGGCUAUGCAUUGGAUAAAUACAUGGGUAUAAAAUGGAAGAAGGUUGGGAUGAAAUGGCAGCUUGUAGUCAUAAAAAGGAAAAAAUGACAAAAAGGGCAAACUGACCUAGAGCUCAGAAAACUGCACUGGAGUUAUGUUCACCUCACUGUACUUGAGUUUACAGAAUUCACAUCUUGCACUUGAAUAACACCCUUUAUAUUAUCCUGUGUUAAAUCAGGAUGAUAUUUUCUUCACAAAACCAGUUUCCAAUGACUUAUUGUUUAUCAUCAUUAACCAGUCAGAGCUAACAUUUAGACUUGAAGUGUGCUUGAGUGGAAAUGUUUCUUGAUGAGCCUUACUUGGAAAAUAAUGGAAAUGUUUGUCUUUUGAAUGGUGAGUGAAGAAAAUGUCAGGGGGAAUUGAAUAGCCUUUUACAAGGAGCCUUCUUGGCACUGGGAUAAUCGUGGUGGAGUCAAACUCAUUUUGAUUGUACUCUCUGGGGAAGGUGGGGAAGCUUUGUUGGGCUGUGAUUAUCUGAUAAAAUGUGAGCCUUCACUUUGUACAAAAUAGACAAUGUGAAGGAGGUGUGAGGAGUGGAGGUAACAAAAGCCACAUCCGGAUCCACAGGACCCACAGUUUGCCCUGAUCUUUGGCUGCUGGAUGGAAAGGCCCCACCUGGGCAUGGAGACUUGGGCCACUGUCUGACUUUCUUGUAAAUUGUCGUUCUGUGAUUUUGCUUGCACUUUUUUGUUUUCUUUCUCAAAAACCUAAAAGUAAUUGUAAGUAUGUAAGUGUGUGAGUGCGAUUGCACUUUUUUUUUUUUCUUGCCAUUUUUUUUUAAAUGUGAUUGUAUGUUGUUAUCAACACUGGAUGAAGAGCAAUUUUUAGUUUGUAUUUUCUACCUUAUAAGGAAGAUUAAAUCUUCUUGGACAUUUUUUAACCCCCGUCGCCCACCCACCUCCCUGUUUCUUUCUCUGUCUGGUACCUGGGAAUGCUUUAAAGUGUGGACUGUGACCGCAUCGCUGCCAUCACUGCUCUCAGUCAUUCUCUGUGAAUUCAUUUGGCUUUCCCUACUUACCCAGUUUUUUCUCUCUUCCCUUGACUCUUUUUUCCAUUAAAAAUUGCAAUUGAAAAAUGA